AUGUCGGCAUCGAACGAGCUGAGAUAUGGCACAAAGAGAAGCUGCUCCUUUACCUCCACCAAGUGUUUCUUUUCUCAGUUUUUUGCAGGCGCUUGUAUCCGAAUACUCGGUGCAUCCGAUUGUCAUCGGGAAUUAUUUUCUCCGUCUGUAUCAGUUGCACUUGUCGUUGCGACUGUUAUUAUCAGGGUGUUGCAGAUUGCAUCAACUGUUUAUCCGGACGAGUCGAAAUUGCAUUCCCGACUGGGGGUCGUCACGAUUUCGCGUUCGAUUGAGACGCAGGAUUUUCUACCUCUUGUGUGUCUAAUUCUCUCCAGCGAGCACUAUCGAAAUUCUUACGGGGCGCAAACUAGGGGAAUCAUUUUGAUGUACACCAGCUUUUUGUAUGAUGUGGCUUACAAGCCUCCUCUCGAGGGGCAAAGUCUUCGAGGUCAGAAAGCAACAGAGUCGCUAUACCCAGUUACGAUCCUUCUCUGAUGAUUUCAUUGGUAACUAAGCCUAUGUCGGAGGUCCAAGAUGGGGCCACACUGCUCGUUCUCCUGUGUAAGUUAAUGAUAAUCAUCAGACCUUUUUUCCUCACAGAAGUUUUCAAUUUAGAUAUAUGUGUUGAGCUCUCCUUGGCAAAUGACUACUGUUCUGUGCUGGUCCUGGCAAGCAAGAUUACAACGUCACAGGGGAUUGGGAAUCUUGCGGAAUUUUAUUACUCUGAGAAGGAAGAAGCUUAAGAUGGGCUUGCACAGAAUUUUGGAACUGUUCUUCCUUCUUGGGGUCUUCAGACAUCAUGAAUCCGCCUAUCGCCCAGAACACAUUGCCACAUAAAUGGCGCUCAUUGAAAAUCAGACUUUGAGAUGAGCGAAGUUUGGAAAGUUAAGAUUCAUGGUUGUUACUUCUUACAUUUUCAACCUACUCAACUGAAAACAAGUGAAGAGGGUGUUGGACAAUAUUCUAUGUGAAGUGUAGUUAGUUAUGGGUAGUGCCAAGUAUCUAAUACGGAUCUAGGUCACUGGACGUUUUCGAUAGUUAGCGCGCGGAAACCAUAAAAGAAAAUUGAAGUUGGGAAACCAGUGCUCGCUGUCUUGAUUGAUAAGGUAUACUCAUUGGUUCGACUUGAGCACUUGUUCCAGGUUUACAGUCCUCUCUGUAGCUGGAGCACCUUCUCUCCGUAGUGUAAGUGUAACGUUGACUAAUCUGCGCU
Marchantia polymorpha subsp. ruderalis is the source of this 1192-nucleotide messenger RNA. Lineage: Eukaryota; Viridiplantae; Streptophyta; Marchantiopsida; Marchantiales; Marchantiaceae. The record is from the annotation of a GenBank genome assembly.